CAUCUCUUCUCUGCGCGUCUGGCACACUAGCGGUUGCACACAUCUCAUCAGCUGUCUUGCACUCUUUUUGUUCUCUUAUGUAAAACUGAGUCACUGGUUCAAUUCAGUCUAGACACACAGACCCUUCCCCCAGUUACCCAUCUGCCCCUGUCCCGUCAGUCAGUGUGUGCUCGUGUGGGAACACUUGGAGGUAUGUUGAGGGUUCUAGUGUAGUUUGACUCUGGACGUGAGAGGAUCGAGUUGUGAAGUGAAUGUGGUCAUGCAGCUCCAUGCAGGAGAGCUUCAUUCAGCGCCGUGUGUACAGACACAAUGCAGCGCCCAGUUGGAAUUUGUUCAGAUUCUGGUGAUCGUGGUGGUGAUGAUGAUGAUGGUGGUGGUCAUCACGUGUCUGUUGAAUCACUACAGACUGUCUGCUCGAUCGCUCAUGUCUCGGCACGGACGAGCACGCGGACAACACCUGCCCCUGUCGUCGGAGGGCAGUUUGUGGUCAUCAGAUGUUCCAGGAUCAUCCGCGACUGAACAGGCGUAUACUCCUCGACCGCCGGACCGCAUGCCGUCUUACAUUCAGCGUGAGCGUCUGUCUCGCUUCCAGCCCACGUACCCGUACCUGCCACACGCCAUGAUCAACCUGCCCCCGACCAUCUCGCUGUCAGACGGAGAGGAGCCGCCGCCCUAUCAGGGUCCCUGCACACUUCAGCUGAGAGACCCGGAGCAACAGCUGGAGCUGAACCGAGAGUCGGUGCGAGCCCCUCCAAACCGCACCGUCUUCGACAGUCCGCUCAUCGACGCGUCACUGUGCAUGCCCAGCGCCAACGCGGGCAUCAGCAUCGGGCAGCUUGAGUGUGCUCCGCCCGCUUACAGUGAAGUUAUAGGGCACUACUACCACCCCACGUCAUUACAACGACACACGCAGACUCAAUCCAGCGCGGUUGUGCCGCCAGCGGUGCUGGUACAGGGCGUGCUGCAGCCGACACCGCCGCAAAUCACCCGCACGGACAUCAGGAACGCCCGCAACAAACAGAAACACAAAGCACAGCAGGUCUGAGGGCUUCUGCGUGUUGACGUGUGCUACGACGGGGGAAAGCGUGUUAAUAUGUGCGCUAGCGUGAGGGCUAGUUAGCGUCUCGGCACAGUAGCAUCCGCGGACGUGCUUCCUUAAACUCUCGGGUAACUGGCGGAAAGCACGCUUGGAGAAAAAUCACGCCAAAUGCACAACAGGCCCACAGGUUUUCUCUUCCUGUUUUAUUCACUCAAAACCUCCCAGAAGAAACACAAGAGGUGAUAAACUUGAAAUAUUUACACAUCGUGUCGUUCCCGCUCUUAGCUCUCGAUAUACUGACACGGUCCCACAAAGAUGACCGUGAAGAGUUUGGAAUACUGGAAGUCUGCGGUCUUCCCAUUAGAAGUGACUUUUGGUAUCCCAGGGUUCCAGUUUUGGACCAUUUUUGGUUGGUGUGCUGAUGAUUUUGACCCACGCCUUCGUUGUUUAUCAUUUACCACCGGAGUCAGUCGCGAGGCUUCAAAGUGAUUGGCAUUAAAGGUGGCGAUGUGUUUUUAUAUCCAGUGUCGUGCAACACAGGCGUUGUUUUGCUUGAUCGGUCUGCACAAUGUUGAACACUUUAAACUUUGAGACUUUGCAGAACAGCUACACAACAAAGAGUUGAUUCAGUUGUGUUUGGCGUAAGAGAGAGAGUCGCCAACUUGACGUGCGUUUCAGAUUGUGCGUGUAGCGUGCGCAGGUAUAUGCAUUAAUGUAUGCGUGUAUAUAGGCUACUAUAUAUAUACACACACAGUAUGUUCAUACAUGUAUGUGGAAAGCUAAAAAAAACAUAAAAGCACGAUUUUAGAGUUAUUUAUAUUAAUGUCUAAAAUUGCACUAUUUUUGAUAUAACGGUAUGACCAGCGGAGGCGUGUGAACAGUCCACACGUAGCGCGAGUGUCGGAAAGUGAUCGUGUGAAUGAGUCGAGCACCCAAACUCCACAGCGGACCUAUCUGAGGCCUUCACGGCUCCACCGAACCAUCGAAAAUCAACGGAGAGUUCGAGAGGUCGUGUAGAACGAGUUAAACUAGUGUAGUUGAACAGCCCUUGAAUUCCUCUUAUGUAUUUGCCUUAAUUUCUAUUGUAGAUUCUAGAAAUCUGUGUCAUGUAAAUUCACAAUCAUUGAUGUGUAGGACUGGAGAUUUCUUCUCACUUCCUGUCUCUUUAAAGCACUUUACAGACUGAAGGAGGGAAAACAAUCGACACCUGCAGCCGCUCGAUUCCUCGAGAGGGAAACUAAAGAAACGGGAGUUAAUAUGCAACUGUUCCCUCAUCGGCUGAGCUCGUGUCACGUGUGUGUGUGUGUGUGUGUGUGUGUGUGUGUGUGUGUGUGUGUGUGUGUGUGUGUGUGUGUGUGUGUGCGGAGAGAGAUCGUUUGUCUCACAAUCUCAUUCAAUAGUGACUCGUGGUCGUCUCUCAGUGAACGCCCCUGACUCUGCCGUGUUCUGAUCGCUGAGGGAAUGUCGGGUUUGGCCGUGUUGGUUUUUCCUCUCGGGGAAACGAUGCUGACGGGAAUUCUGCUCAUGUGACCCCUUCUGAAAGAACGGCGUUUUCCUUCACCGGAACGUUCCGAAGACGCUCUCUGUUGCGGCAUACGUUGGGAAAAUGUUAAUGGAGGUUUCAAAUGGAAACCGAUUCGUGUGGGUGUGGCCUCAGAAUAACAGACGUUUCCAAAGUGUAUUUUUAAUGGAGUUGUAAUGAAAAUGACGUCAUUAUUUACUCACUCAUGUCGUUCCAAAACGACCAGCAAAUGUGUCUCCUGUGAUCCACAGACGAGACCGAGUCAUACGUGUUUGGAACAACAUGAGUGUAAAUGAUUUCAGAUUUUCCUUUAAGCUCGGGCUUGAAACCGAGUGUUCAUUUGGAAGAAAGGGUUAACUAGUUAGCUGUGCCCAUUGGUUAACUAACUCUCUCCAGAUGGGCAUGAGGUCUUCCCUUUACAGAGAUGCCCCAAUUUGUACCCGCUGAAGUGCCAGUGUUGCCUGAUCCCUCAGUCACAUGACCUGGCACCAGUCAGCCAAUCAGGUGGCGUUUGACAGGAAGUGAUGUAGUAUGGAUGAGGAUAAUAAGUUAGAUUAGUGGAGAGAGUUGCAAUAUACCGACUGUUUGCCUUUUGAUAAUGUAGUUGUUUUAGCUAAACUAGUUGUUUUUGUUUUUUCUCUGAAAGGUCAUUUUGUGUUUGUUCACACUCUUUAAACAAAUGCCAGAUUUAUAUGAUUUUUAUGCAUCCAGAUAAUGUUUAAUAAACCCCUCUCUCAUUACAGAGAACAUAUAACCAUGUGUCACACUUGUGUGCCUUUGAGUCGCCAGUAAAUGUCUGUGCGCGCGUCUGUGUGCGGGCGCGUGUCUGUGUGCGCGCGUGUGUAUGCGUGCACGUGCGUGUCUGUGUGUGCGUGCGUGUGUAUGCACGUGCGUGUGUGUGUGUGUCUGCGUGCACGUACGUAUCUGUGCGUGUGUAUGUGUGCGCGUGCGUGUGUAUGUGUGUGCGUGUGUAUGUGUGCGCGUGCAUAUCUGUGUGUGUGCGUGUGUGUCUGUGUGCGUGCGUGUGUAUGUGUGUGCGUGCGUGUGUAUGCGUGCACGUGCGUGUCUGUGUGUGCGUGCGCGCGCGUGUGUCUGCGUGCACGUGCGUAUCUGUGUGUGUGCGUGUGUAUGUGUGCGCGUGCACGUGCAUAUCUGUCUGUGCGUGUGUGUCUGUGUGCGUGCGUGUGUAUGUGUGCACGUGCAUAUCCGUGUGUUACUGUGUAUGUGUGCGUGCGUGUGUGUGUGUGUGUGUGUCUGUGUGUGUGUGUGCGCGCGUGCGUGUGUGUCUGUGUGUGUGUGCGCGUGUGUGUGUGUGCGUGCGUGUGUGUGAGCGGUGUGUUUAAUGCGAUUACUCUCCAUUCUGUUGCCUUCUCAUUUCAAACUCUCCCCAACAACAUUGCAUCAGUUCUUUAAAAGAUAUUUUGAUUGAUUGCAGUUUUGAUUUUGUCACGUUUUAAGCACAAUAUGUAACCAAACAUUGUAACUCUAUAUAAAGAGACAUCUUUAUAUCACAUCAUAUUAAUGUUGCUUUCAGUUUGUGUUUCACAGAUCACAUGAUCAGUCACUGAACCGCUUGAGAUGAUUUGCUCAGUCCGACUGUGAAAGGCAAGUUUUUGGAUGACUAAAGGUGCGUUCACAUACAACACGUAUAAACAUUUCGCCUCGCAUUGCUCGUGCGAGUUUGACCGCGGGAUUAAAUUUGUGUUUAAACUCGCGUUCGAGUAUUCCCCCGUCUCUUCCGGAAAAGGAUAGGAGGCGGGGCUUCUACGACAACUUCUCUUUCCGCCAGCCACCAUCACAACGAUUGCUGCUCUGUAUCUGUUGUCCCAGAUAUGUUGACGUUGUGUCGUACAAUUCCGGGUGUCCACACACCGCUACAACCAUUUUCUCGUCCAUUUUUCCAGAUUUCUUCUGCUACUACGUCAGUGACAUCCGGACAAUCUCAGCGCUGACAGGCUUUCACGACACGCGAAUGAAGUGAUUUUGCAUUUUCGCUUCAUUCCCUCCGCCCGCCACAAAUUCACCUCUAUUCGUGAGGUAUGUGAACGCACCAUUAGAGCGCAUUGGGAAUUGGGGAGACAAUGGGAGGAAAAAAAAAAUACUAUAAAAGUUGUAAAGUUCCAGAUUUCUUCUGCUAGUACGUCAGUGACAUCCGGACAAUCUCAGCGCUGACAGGCUUUCGUGACGACCCGCCAUGCGGAUUUCUCCCAAAAAAUACGCGAAUUAUGCGAUUUUGCAUUUUCGCCUUGCGCCAUUCGCUUCAUCCGCAUCUUUGCGUUGAGUUUGUAUGUAAUCGUGCCGUGCGAAACGCUCGAUUCCUGUUGUGUGUGAACGCACAAGAACUCAUCAGAUAACUGUUAAUCAGAUAACUGAAGGUCUUCCGUGUAAACGAGGCAUUUCCAAAGAAGGACUUUUCUCGACACCCUUUUCUGCGGUUGAAAGGGGUCACAUGACUUGAUCGGAGCUCGUAUGUUGCACAUUGUUUAGAGGAUGCGGGUGAACAUUUCUCUACAGUACUUCAGAGUUUGUGACGCAUCUGCAGUGAAAUCUUUAAUCUGAUUUUCUGUUGCAUCACUUGAGAUAUUUGCAUGUUUCCCGCUGACAUGUGAUGCAGUAACCGCAGAUUAUAAAUGCCUGUUAACAAUGACCGCUUACAUGUAACUGUUUAGUUUAUUUAUAUCUGAUCAUGUCACUGGGUUUGUGUCUUUGUUGCAGUGUGAGCAGAGGACGGCGACACAUUUAUACAAUCUGAUACAUUUCUAUUAGCUGCCAAUUAAACAUUUUACUAAAGAA
Molecule: messenger RNA, 5354 nt
Organism: Xyrauchen texanus (razorback sucker)
Lineage: Eukaryota; Metazoa; Chordata; Actinopteri; Cypriniformes; Catostomidae
Product: protein TMEPAI-like
Exons: 4
Coding region: 260-1045 (261 amino acids)
Biological process (GO): negative regulation of transforming growth factor beta receptor signaling pathway
Cellular component (GO): Golgi membrane; early endosome membrane
Molecular function (GO): R-SMAD binding
Source: RefSeq, a predicted model, not a curated record